AAAUAAUUGACAUUUGUGAUUUGACAAUAAAAAUUAAAACCCCAAUCGAUACAAUUCAAAGAAAAACAAAUCACUUUUUCAGAAUCAUAAAAAUGGUGACUUAUUGAGAGCUAGCCAUAACUAUAAAAUCUGCAAAUAUAUCUAGUCUAUACAAUGCUGUUACUUUAUUUUGUUCAAAAAGUUGCAUUUCAAAUGUGUUAAAUUUUAGUAUAAAGCUGAAACCAAAUGAAGCUUAAACGCGGUUAUUACGAUGUUUUUGUGCGAACCUGCGCCAAGUAUCCGUCGAGCAUUGCCGUUAGGCAUUAUGAGGACGGAACCUAUAAGAAUUAUACAUAUUCCGAGCUUUAUGGAGUUUGUGAAUACAUUUCUCAAAACCUACAGCAAUUAAAAUGCAACAAAGGAAUCUUAGGACUUGUGUCCGAGAGGAACAUCAUCAUCCCAUGCGUAAUCGCAGCAGCUCACAAAUGCUGUACAACAUUCAUGUUUUUGGACCCAUCACAAGACAUAGAGACACUGGCUAAUGACAUUAAAUUUACUGUUGUAGUCACUAUCAAAAAGAAAGAAAACAAUGACACUUCAGAAUUAUUUGGCAAGAAGCCCGAUAGGACUGUGUCUGUAUUUGAUUUAAACAUUAAUUUUUACAAUUUUGACCCUGUGAGUCAAAAUAAUAAGUAUGUGCCUCAACAUUCAUUCAUAGCAAUGACGUCAGGAAGCACCGGAGAACCCAAACAUAUCCAAGUACCAAUACAGUGCAUUCAACCUAACAUAGACGACUUGACUAAAAUGUUCAACAUCACUCCACAUGACAUCAUAUAUUUUUCAACCCCACUCACAUUUGAUCCGUCUAUGAUUGAAAUCUUGCUUGCAUGUUCUAAUGGAGCCUCCUUACUUAUUGCGCCUGAAAGAGCUGAUAUAUUAUUCCCUGAAAGUAAGGAAAAUUCAGUCACCUUCUGGCAAACCACACCAUCAAAAUUUUUCCAACAAUCUAAUGCUGAUCUUAAAAAUAAAAUUUUAAGUGCUCAUUCCACACUCAGAAUAUUAGCAUUGGGUGGUGAGCCAUUUAAUGGCAUAAAGAGACUUAAGGAAUUGAAGGAUAGUAACAAUAAAACUAGAAUAUUUACUUUGUAUGGUGUUACUGAGAUGUCAUGCUGGGCCUGUGUUGCCGAAUUGGAUUUAAGCAAGGUAUUAUCGGACAGGGAAGUGCCUCUAGGCAACUGCCUGUCAGAAACACAACUAAUUGUGGAACCAACAAAAGAUAAUAAUAACAUGGGUAAAAUUAUUUUAGUUAGCAAAACAAGAAAAUGUUUUUUGCUUAACAAUUUAAAGGGCAAUGAAGAAGAGAAUUCGUUAAAGUUUGUGGACACUGGUGACAUUGGUGAAAUAAGAAACUGCACUGUUUAUUACAGAGGCCGAAAAGACGAUGUUGUAAAAAGAUUUGGCCAUAAAAUAAAUUUACAGUUGAUUGAGUCCACUAUUAUGCAAUGUCCGAGAGUGAAAACUUGCUCUUGUCUGUGGUUGCCUAAGCCAUUGCUUCUUGUUGUAUAUUUUUCUUCAGAAACAUUAAGUUGCCAAGAACUCAGUGACUUCCUUAAAUGUAAGCUUGAUGAUAAACACUGGCCUGAUAAAGUUGUGCGGGUGGACAACCUGCCUAUAAACCGUCAUGGCAAAAUAUCAAAACAAAUGUUAACCAAAAUGUAUGAACAAGUGGUGCUAGCACCCCAGUCCUUGGACAGUUUAAUAAAGAGAUUUAUGAAAGAACUCAAAGUAUCACUAAACAAAAAUUUAUCUUAUGACCAAAUUAAGGAAAAAAACUUUUAUUCAAUCGGAGGGACCUCAUUUCUUGCGGUAUCAAUUUGUAACAAACUAUCAUUGACUACACCCCAAUUUGGUAAACUACUGCUUCCCUACUUGAUGUCCCAAAAGACCAGUUUGGAAGAAAUUAUGCAAGUAGUUCAAAAAGAAAUAUGUGUUGAGGAGCCAAAAGUCAAAAAGAAAAUAAAAAGAGCUAGAUCUAACUCAGACACAUACACGGACUGUGUAUCCAAUAAGAAAACUAGUAUAGUUAGUGGCAAUAUUCCUGUUGAAUUUAUUGUGCUGUGGACAUUUGACACAGGGAAAUGUGUUGAUGCCUCACCAACAUUGUUUCAAAGUGGAUUCAAUCUUUAUGUAACAGUUGGCAGUCAUUCAGGCAAAAUCAUCGUAGUGGAAGCGAUAGGCGGCAACUUGCAAGGUAUGAUAACGCUAAAAUCACGAGUGGAAGCAUCAGUCCUCUGUUACCAUGAGGAACCCGUGACGUCACCGUGUGGCGUCGUCGGCACCUACGACGGAACUAUAGUGUGCUUCACUCUCGAAAACUGCAUAGAAUUGUGGAGAAUCAACAUAGCAUCUAUGAUAAAAAGCAAGGCUACGUGCCUAAACGGAAUCGUUUAUGUCGCCGCGUACGACGGAAACAUACGAUGCAUUGAUAUACUGACGGGCGCUAUCAAGGACACAAUACAAGUCGGCGACCAGGCGAUAUCAGCGGAUUUAGUGCUAGCUAAAAAUGAAUAUGUAUUACUAGGUACAUUGUCUGGCGUCUGUGCUAGCAUACAUAUAAAAACUAACACCAUAGCCUGGCGAGGAACAUUGAGCAGCCCAGUGUUCGCAAGCCCCGUCCUUUACGACAGCGACAAAUACGUUGUGUUCGCUGAGGUAAAUGGUGAAAUACAUUGCAGGACAGUUGAGAAAGGCAUUAAGAUAUGGAAAUACCAAGGUGCAAGAGGCAAUAUUUUCUCUUCAAUAUAUGUGAAAGAAAUAGAGAAACUGAAAUGGCAAAUGGUAUUUGGCUGUCAUGACAACAAGGUGUACAGCAUCAACAUAAAGAAUUUUCAACCGAGUUUGAUGUGGAAGUCUGAACUGACUUCUCCAGUGUACUCCACACCAUGUGGCUUGAGUGACAAACUAAUAUUAGCUGCUUCUAAUAAUGGAAAACUUUGUGUCAUUGAUUCUGAAAAUGGCGCUGUACUGGCUGAGCAUCAUCUACCAAAUGAAACAUUUUCAUCACCAGCAGUUUAUGGUGAUUAUAUAUUUAUUGGAUGCAGAAAUGAUCAUCUGUAUUCAUUGAAAUAUGUGUUAAAUACGUAACAAAGGCCUUCUAUGUGUGAAAUUAUAGUGGCAUAAAUUAUUUAUUUAUUUAAGCAUAAUUAAAUUACAGAUGUGACUUCUAAAUAAAUUUAUAUCUAUACCAAUCUAACAGUUGUUAUUCAAUAAGUAAAAACAGAUGGUUUCAUAUGAUUGGUGUUAACCACAAAUAAAACAAGUGUAUCAUAUAAUGUAACUUUAUUUAUGAUCUUACACAGAACAUAUAGAUAUAGUGAGCAUUCAUAUCAGAAUUUUGACGAGUUACAAACAUGAUAUGAUUACAGGAUCAAAUAAUGUACCAAAAUGGAAUGCAUGUCAUUUGAUACAGUUAACCUAACACCUCACUCGUGCAGAUCAUCUUGUAGCAUUGUAUACUUACAAAUAAUAAAAGCAAUCAUUAAAUUGACAAAUAAAUCCUUUAAAUAACAA
Manduca sexta (tobacco hornworm) is the source of this 3549-nucleotide messenger RNA. RefSeq names its product beta-alanine-activating enzyme (gene Aasdh). The record is from RefSeq and is a predicted model, not a curated record. The transcript is spliced from 6 exons. Gene Ontology annotation, molecular function: protein binding. Lineage: Eukaryota; Metazoa; Arthropoda; Insecta; Lepidoptera; Sphingidae. The coding region runs from base 226 to 3123 and encodes 965 amino acids. Gene Ontology annotation, biological process: amino acid activation for nonribosomal peptide biosynthetic process.